Brassica oleracea var. oleracea is the source of this 1372-nucleotide messenger RNA. Its product is annotated as NAC domain-containing protein 92-like. Gene Ontology annotation, molecular function: DNA binding. The coding region runs from base 347 to 1213 and encodes 288 amino acids. The record is from RefSeq and is a predicted model, not a curated record. NCBI's taxonomy places the organism in Eukaryota, Viridiplantae, Streptophyta, Magnoliopsida, Brassicales, Brassicaceae. Gene Ontology annotation, biological process: regulation of DNA-templated transcription. The transcript is spliced from 3 exons.
AAUAUAGUGUUUUUUCUUUAUCGUAGGUAAAAAAUCUUGAAUUUCAAUACGACCAUUUGUUUGAAAGAACUUGUUUUUUUUUGGGCAAAAAAAUAACUUGAUAAACAAAAGAAUUGACUAAUUGUUGGUCAAUAUUACCAAUAAGAAUAUUUUUCUUCGUAUUUCUCUAAUGGAAAAUUAGUAUAUAGAGGAGAGCUUCGUUGCUCAAACCCUUUCGUCUUCUUUCUUUAAACCUCAGCUUUCUUCUCUUUCUUUCUCUUCGAAAACCCUUUUCUUCAUCUCCAAAAAAAAAAUUCUAACAAAAGAGAUAAUAACUUUGAUUGUUUCUGAGAACCAUUAAGAUAAAAUGGAUUGUGAUGCAUCAAUAAUAGUUGAAAUGGUAGAAGAUGAAGAACACAUUGAUCUACCACCUGGAUUCAGAUUUCACCCUACUGAUGAAGAACUCAUAUCUCACUACCUUAAACAAAAGGUCUUCAACACUUUAUUCUCUGCCACUGCCAUUGGUGAAGUUGAUCUCAAUAAGAUUGAGCCUUGGGACUUACCCAGGAAGGCUAAGAUGGGGGAGAAAGAAUGGUAUUUCUUUUGUGUACGAGAUCGGAAAUACCCAACCGGUUUAAGGACAAACCGGGCAACGGAAGCCGGUUAUUGGAAAGCCACAGGCAAAGACAAAGAGAUUUUCAAGGGAAACUCACUAGUGGGUAUGAAGAAAACUCUGGUUUUCUACAAAGGAAGAGCUCCUAAAGGGAUUAAAACCAAUUGGGUACUGCAUGAAUAUCGAUUAGAAGGCAUAUUUUUACUCCAAAAUCUUCCCCAAACAGCUAAGAACGAAUGGGUUAUUUGUCGUGUUUUCCAGAAACUUGCUGAUGGUACAAAGGUUGAUAUGUCCGAUUUAAUGUUUCUUGAUUCACAUUUUAACCGUACUGAACCGACAAGAUUACCUUCAUUGAUGGAUUGUUCUCAAAGAGAUUCCUUCCUUGGUUCGUCGACUCACGUGACCUGCUUCUCCGACCAAGAAACCAAAGACAAAAGACUCAUGCAUCACGAGUCCAAAGACCGUUCUGGUUCUCUGUUUUACUCCGAUCCUUUGUUUCUUCAAGACAAUUAUUCGCUAAUGAAGACGUUUCUUAACGAUCAAGAAACCUUAUUUCCCGGUCCUGACUCCACCGGUUUAGCCGCCGGUACGGGAGAAUUGGAUUGCUUUUGGAAUCCUUGAGGUUUAGUUUCUGCUGUAGACUAGAAAGUCAAUUUCUUUUGCAAUGUGGAAUUAAUAUUUUAAUAUACUUGAUAGACUUGUUAAUCAAUUAAGCCAUGUACAAUACUAGACCUAACUCAAUACACAUAAAUAAAAAUUUAUUAAUUCUUUUUAACAUUA